Messenger RNA from Cydia amplana, 1406 nucleotides. Its product is annotated as RAB6A-GEF complex partner protein 2. Bases 104 to 1261 code for a protein of 385 amino acids. Gene Ontology annotation, cellular component: Golgi membrane; Ric1-Rgp1 guanyl-nucleotide exchange factor complex. The transcript has 6 exons. Lineage: Eukaryota; Metazoa; Arthropoda; Insecta; Lepidoptera; Tortricidae. Gene Ontology annotation, biological process: retrograde transport, endosome to Golgi. The record is from RefSeq and is a predicted model, not a curated record.
AAACUAGUAUAGACGCAGAAAAACGUGAAUGCUUUUUAUUGGCUGUUAUACUUAAUUAAUAAUGUUUUAAGAUAUAAUAAUCCAUGGAAAUAGCAAAACAAAAAUGAUUGAGCUUUCAGCCAAGUUAACAACUGGCACAGUUUACUUAGCUGGUGAGGCUCUAGAGUGUUGUAUUACAUUUUGUCAUACAACACAACCAGAACACAGAAAUUCCCAAAGCCACAGUGAUAUUUUAGAGAACUUAGCAUGGGGUUCCGCACAGAUCCACUGUUUCUAUUCCACAUCAGGGAGCAUGGCUGAAAAAACACCUACUGUCGAGAAGACUACAUCUUUGGAGGUGACUUCAUGUGACAUUGGUGAUGUGACAUUUCAUACUAAACCAAAGAUAUUAUUCUGCGACUUGACUAUUCCUCUUGGGGAGACUAAAACAUUUUGGUACAGAGAAUCAUUACCAAUUGAAGCACCACCAUCUUACCGUGGCACAACAGUGAAAUACUCCUACAAAGUCACAAUAGCCACUCAAAAAGUGGGCUCUCACAUCAAAAUGGUCCGGAUACCUUUCCGAGUGCUACCUAUUAGUCCAAUAAUGAACAUGCAAGACCUGGCCGCACUGUGUGGGAAUGAGACAACUGAGGAGCUGCAGCCAACAAACCCAUUCUCUGAAGAGAGGAAGGUAGAGACACCACUGACUAUGGCUCUGCAAGUAUUGCAGAAUCUCACAGCCCGAAGAAGCCCUAAUUCAUACAUGAUUACCAACUCCAGAGGUAAAGUGGGAAGAUUCUGCCUGUUCAAGUCAGCGUACAAACUGGGUGAAGAUAUUGUUGGGACCUUUGAUUUCUCCGUCGGAACUGUCACUUGUAUGCAGGUAUCAGUGUCUCUGCAGCCUGAAGAAAUAGUUAAAUCGUCACCAGCUAAAGCUAACAAUAACAAAGACACCACCAGCAGGUCAAUGACCGUGGCAAGAUACCAUGAAGUAACCUUAGGUCUCACCCAUUCAGAAUUAAUAUUACCCAUUCCAUUGCACAUCACUCCUGCUUUCGAGGUUGAUGAAGUAACACUAAAAUGGCGUCUCCACUUCGAGUUUGUAACCACAAAUGAAAAGCUCCUUCCCAAUCCCGAAGAUAAGGAUUGGAAUGCGCCCUUGAAUGUGCCCAUUGAAACUAUGGUCUGGAAUCUCCCUGUCAAGAUAUAUUCUACUUUGCCCAAACAGAUCACACAGCAUGUGGUGGGCAAUGAUGCUUACACAAUGCACAUAAAAUAAUCAAAUUGAAUUAAUAUAAUAAAUUAAAAAAUAAUACAGGUAGUGCUAAUACACAAUUCCAUUUUUUUUAAUGAUUACUACUAGAUUUUAACAAAAUAAAUUGCAAUGUAUAUAAUUAAACAGAAUGGUAAUUAAAUUAGACGAU